GUAAACAUCGAAGAACCAGAAAAAAAUUAAUAUUGAUGGGAAUAGAAGCUUUGGCUCGUGAAAUAACGGCGGUUUGAUAGAAUCCGUCCAAUUGUAUUUUUCGUAAUACGUAAUAUUUGUCUUAGCGUAUAGAAGGAAUAAUGAGUACUGUUUUAAAAGUAGAACGUCUAGACUCGGAAGAAACACAGCCAACGAAUUUUCAGUCCGAAUUCACUCCACCCCGGUUACAAAUCCUUCUUAAGUACAUCCGCAUCAAUCCUGACUUCCUGCGGCAACCUGCCUUAUUUCCACGUACUCUCAACUUAGUACGUGGUGACCUUGCUGGGAAUGAUCUUAAAUUAUCCAGCUCUGAAUUACUGAAAGCUAUAGAAUGCUGGAAGGAGCGAGUAGCACAAUCGGACCAAGUCACCCUUGUUGGUCGUUCGCCGGACAGCGAAUUGAAGCGUCUUUUGGCAGCCAUCGAGUCUCGUUUGACUCACACCCAGAUUACAUUAAUUCUGCAACAUUUGGAAGUGGUUGGUACCGACAGCGAUACGCUGUGGCCCACGAUUGCAGUGGAGAUGCGAGCACUGAAAGUUCCGUCCCGUCCCGAGGUAUAUUGGCGAAGAAGUUUUGAACAGUGGACACAGGAAACUCGACAACGGUACACGGAAGACGCUGAAAGUUUAUCAGCACUUCAACAGAGGUAUAUUGAUUUUUUGCGCGAAAGAAACGAGCUGCCAGAGGAUACACCAACUGAUUCGGCGGUGGGAAUCGAUGCGUUCGAACUGGUUAUCAAUCAUUGUCGGACGUGCUUGAAAGUGCUUAAAGUGGGCAGUCCAAAGCAAUAUUUGUUUGAAGCUCGCGGAGGAACCAUGACCUUGUCGGAUAAGAUAAAUUUCUGUUUCGGAACUGAGAUGAGCAUCGAUGAUAGACUUCCAAAGUACACUUGCGGUGAAUGCGUUGGCAAGGUGGAGGUGGCUUAUCUUCUCAAAAUACAGAUUGAACAAACCGAUGAUGAGUUGAGGAACUUGAUGGAGGAAUAUGAAAGUGGUGCAAACGAUGAAAGUGCAAUAAUGGAAAAAGUUCACUUAACGGAAGACACGGAAGAGCAUAUUGAAUCUUUAGAAGUUAUUGAAGAGCAAGUAGUCAUGCAUGAUGUACCUGAUGAACAAAUUCAGCUGUUUGAAGUUGCCUUAACAGAGGAAGGGGUGGACAUCAGAAAUAGUGACGUUCAGGAAAAACCAGAACCCAAACGAGUUAUUCUGAAACAGGAAUCUGAUACAAAUAAUACGGAAAUUACCGAAGAAUCCUCAGAGACCUACGAAAAUACGGGACAUGAAGAAGCUGUUUAUACCAGCACACACGAAGGAUUCUCAAUCAGCAUAUACGAUGUUCCAGCGAAAACCGAAGAGCAACCUAAACUGGGGCGAAGAAAAUCGCGAAACAAAAUUAUUCCCAGUAUGCCGCAAGAUUUUUUCCAAUGUGAGCAAUGUCGAGCUGUUUUCAGAACAUUCGAUCUAUGGCAGAGUCACAAAUCCAGACACGACCUGGAGAAGCGCUACUCGUGUCCUGUAUGCUCGAAGCAAUUCCGAUCGGCGUCCACCCUGAGGGUGCAUCGACGAACGCACACGAAUGAGCGGCCUUACGUUUGUAAUGUAUGCGGUAAGGCUUUUCGGACAUAUAGUCAGAUAAAGGCACAUGGUCACGUACAUAAACCGGAAGAGAGACCGAUAAAGUGCGAUCACUGUUCCUAUCGGACUGCAACGCAAUCUUCUCUAGUCAUUCAUUUAAGGUCCCAUUUGAGUACAAAACCGUAUGCUUGCCCGUUUUGCAAGGUCGGAUUUGGAACUUCCAGUAACAUGCAUAAGCACGUUCGGAACAUGCACGAAAAGCUAAGACCAUUUAAGUGCGAACAGUGCGACAAAACAUUCACUACCAAAGAAACGGUUCAGAAGCAUAUGGUCACCCACACACGAACCAAACCGUAUCCGUGUCCGGUGUGUAACUUUACGUACAGUUGGUACAAUGGAAUGCAGAAACACAUGAAAUCAGUACACCCGGGGAUACCUAUACCUACGGAAAAGACCAUGUUCGAUAGGUACAAUGAGGAGCAGAAGGUGAAGAUUGACGAGGUACUAGAAUAAAAUG
This is a messenger RNA of Topomyia yanbarensis, 2130 nucleotides long. Its product is annotated as zinc finger protein 180-like. NCBI's taxonomy places the organism in Eukaryota, Metazoa, Arthropoda, Insecta, Diptera, Culicidae. The record is from RefSeq and is a predicted model, not a curated record. Gene Ontology annotation, biological process: regulation of transcription by RNA polymerase II. The transcript has 5 exons. Gene Ontology annotation, molecular function: zinc ion binding; DNA-binding transcription factor activity; RNA polymerase II cis-regulatory region sequence-specific DNA binding. Gene Ontology annotation, cellular component: nucleus. The coding region runs from base 141 to 2126 and encodes 661 amino acids.